Molecule: messenger RNA, 1844 nt
Organism: Toxotes jaculatrix (banded archerfish)
Lineage: Eukaryota; Metazoa; Chordata; Actinopteri; Toxotidae
Product: leucine-rich repeat-containing protein 27-like
Exons: 11
Coding region: 272-1609 (445 amino acids)
Molecular function (GO): protein binding
Source: RefSeq, a predicted model, not a curated record
CAUGGUUACGCCGUCAAACUCCUGAGGCCGUAGCUUCAAGUUAGCAUGAUAUUUUCCAGUUUUAUUUUUUUCUUCUUUUAAUGAAGUGUUUCUUUUUAAGAAGACACUGAGUCUGGUUCACAAGUGUACAAGAAUGUUUACUCAGAUACCAGGGAAGCUAAUACGGUGGUGGCGCAGCAGUUAAAGGCAUAAGGGGGCGACAAAGGAAGGAAAAUGCCGAUGAAAAAACACACUUGAACACCCUGAACAGCACUUCCGCAUCAUUAAUACAAUGUCCUCCCCAGAGAAGAAGGAGGGGGUUCCAGACCUGCAGCUAAGCUCAGUCUUUGGGAACAGUGUUGUCAAACCACAGGCCCCCCACUUGCUGCCUGAGGAUGCUGAGCCACGGGAGCUUGCUGAAUUUUCUUCAGCAGAGACGUUGUGUCUUAGCAGAACAAAGCUAAAACAUGUUUCGGAAAGUAUUUUGAAAAAUAGCACACUAAAGUAUUUAUAUCUGGAAGGUAACCAGAUAUCCAGUAUCCCAGAUUCAUUGUUCAUCAGCUUGCCCAACCUGCAGUGGCUGGACCUCAGAAAUAACCAAAUUGUUUCACUCCCUGCUGAAAUUGGCUUGCACAGGUCUCUGAAAACAUUACUACUAGAAGGGAAUCCUAUCUCAGAACUUCCACCAGAGUUAGGAAACGUGAUUACCCUCAAAGGCCUGAACCUGAGGAACUGCCCCAUCAGUUUCCCUCCACAAGAGAUUGUGCACCAGGGUCUCCAAGGUAUCCUCCAGUGCCUGAGGAGUGCCAUGGCCAAGCGACAAGUUAGCAUGACAAAGGCCCCUCCAGUAGAAUUGCCAGUUGUGGAGAAGCUCCAGCUGUCAGAGCUGAUGGGGUCUAGUAUGGAGGAGCAGGAUGAGGCUGUGGAUGAGGACGAGCUGCAGAGGUUCAAGGAGUUAAAACACAGGAUGAACCUACUGGAAAAAGCUGAGCUGCAUUCAAUAGCACAAGGGGAUAAAACCCCAAAGUCAUGUCUUCUUCCUAUUACCAAAAGGAAAAAAGCUGCUACCAAGGCCGGCAUAAUUCCCGAGCUCCCCCUGUAUGACUCUCAGCACUGGAAGAAGCCAGAGGAGAGGAAACAGGCUGCAAUGAAAGAGCUGAAAGAGAAACAGGCUAUUCUCGAGCAGGGGAGAAAAAGCCAAGAGGCUUUUCAGAGCUGGCGCACACAGGCGAAGAUCACACAGAAGAAGAAAAUGUCGGAGCACAAGCAGAGGAAGAACGAAAGACAAAAAAAGCAAGAGGAGGCAGAAGCAGAUUUAAAACCCAUUGUGGAGGAUAGCAGUGACACUCCGCAGAGGCAGACGUCCAUGCCUAUCACAGAGUGUGAGGAGACCAGAUCGGCCCGUGACUUAGAGCGGCAGAUCCGUGCCCGUGUAGAGAAGAUGCAGGAGAGACGCAGGAAUCCCAGGGGCACGACCAGCGAACAGAUGGCAGUGGCAGAGCAAGAUGUGGAAGAGAUGAGGAAGUUACAGAUGCGGCUUCUGGAGCGGAAGAGAAAUCGGGGAAGAGAUCUUGAUAAUUGUUUUACUAUCUUCACUGCAGACACUUGGCCGAGUUUCCUUGACAAGUGACAUGGAUUACACAUCCCUUCUGUUUUGUGCCACUGAUUUCAUACUCAAAAGUCACUGUAAAGAUUAAUCUCUUUAUGAAUAGCCAUUGUAAUGCACAUAUCAAAAAAUACAGAUUACAAGGUUUUUGAGUGAGUGAGUGAGUGUUUUGAAAUUUUCCAUGGUAUGGUUCUUUUUGUCUUUCUCUUUCUGUCUUUAUUUGCCUUUGGAAUUCUGCAAGACUCUCUAACAAAAACUA